This is a messenger RNA of Dioscorea cayenensis subsp. rotundata (Guinea yam), 1382 nucleotides long. RefSeq lists its product as uncharacterized. NCBI's taxonomy places the organism in Eukaryota, Viridiplantae, Streptophyta, Magnoliopsida, Dioscoreales, Dioscoreaceae. The transcript has 9 exons. Gene Ontology annotation, cellular component: membrane. The record is from RefSeq and is a predicted model, not a curated record. The coding region runs from base 184 to 1230 and encodes 348 amino acids.
CUCCUCCUCCUCCUCCUCACUCGCACAACCCCAACAUUGGUUGGUUGAUCAUAAUAUCGGUAUGUGUACCAUGGCAUCAAUAUAUACAACCACUAGUCACCGUUUAUAAAGAUUUGUCAGCUUUUAUUUUAUCCUCUUCUCUCUUCCUCUAUUGCUGCAGCCUGCAGCGCCUUCAAUGCCAGCAUGCCUAUCUCAACAGGAGCUUCUACUCAUUCGUGGCAUCCAGUUAUGAGUGCAGACACCACAGAACCCCGUUACUGGUGGAACUGGAGAUUUUUCCUCUGUGCAAUAUGGGUGCUGGUUUCCAUGAUCGCAGCUUCCAUUCUUAUAUGGAAAUAUGAAGGUCAUGAUGGAGAAAGAAGCCAGAGAGGAGCUGAGAAUCAGCGUUCCCCUGUGGGUACUUUGUAUGCUGACGAGACCUGGAGACCUUGUCUCAAGCAACUCCAUCCUGCCUGGCUUCUGGCUUUCCGAGUUUUAGCAUUUUCCCUGCUUUCAGCAUUGCUAGCCAUCUAUGUUGUUGUCGAUGGACGCGGUGUAUUUUACUACUAUACUCAGUGGACCUUCACCUUGGUUACUCUUUAUUUUGGGCUUGGCUCUUUACUGUCUGUCUAUGGCUGCUACCAAUAUGUGAAUAAAGUUGGUGGUGCCAAGGUCAAUCAUACAAGGUUAGACCAUGAGCAAGGCGAGUGUAUAGCACAUACAGAUGUGGGAAAUUCCAAUGCUCGUUCCAUGAAGAAAUGUUCAGUUUCCCAGGAAGAACACUGUGACCGCGAAAUUGCUGGAUUUUGGGGUUAUCUCUUCCAAAUCAUCUACCAAACAAAUGCAGGGGCAGUGAUGUUGACUGAUUGUGUGUUCUGGCUUGUUCUUUUCCCUUUUCUUACCAUGAAGAAGUAUGAUCUAAAUUUUUUUUUGGUUGGUAUGCAUUCCGUCAAUGCAGUCUUUCUACUGGCUGAUACUUUCUUAAAUCAACUGCGUUUUCCCUGGUUCCGGAUAUCCUACUUCCUACUGUGGACUUCCAUAUAUGUCAUAUUUCAGUGGAUUGUUCAUGCUUGUGUCCCAGUCUGGUGGCCUUAUCCAUUUCUUGAUUUGUCAUCAAAUCAUGCACCGUUAUGGUACUUGCUGUUGGCGGUGUUGCAUGCCCCUUGCUAUGCCAUCUUCUCAUUUGUCAUCAAGUUGAAGCACUUCUUGCUAUCUAAGUGGUUUCCUCAAUCUUACCAAUGUCUCAAGUGAAUCAAUAUAUUAUAGAGUAAAUGAGAGUCAGGUCUGCCAUUGCAGUGCUAUUAGUGGUUGCCACCAUCCCAUGGAAAUAUAUUUUAUUGGAUGGAUGAGCCAUGCAGGGGAUAUAUAUUAUAUACGUACACACACAAAAGCACCAUCAAAAA